Messenger RNA from Biomphalaria glabrata, 9813 nucleotides. Its product is annotated as voltage-dependent L-type calcium channel subunit beta-1-like. Gene Ontology annotation, molecular function: high voltage-gated calcium channel activity; protein binding. NCBI's taxonomy places the organism in Eukaryota, Metazoa, Mollusca, Gastropoda, Planorbidae. The transcript is spliced from 13 exons. Gene Ontology annotation, biological process: chemical synaptic transmission; regulation of voltage-gated calcium channel activity; neuromuscular junction development. Gene Ontology annotation, cellular component: voltage-gated calcium channel complex. Bases 602 to 2281 code for a protein of 559 amino acids. The record is from RefSeq and is a predicted model, not a curated record.
GGUGCUGUGAGUUUGUGGCGGUGGUGCUGCUGGUGGGGAAACGGUGUUGACCACAGAUUCUUGCUGGUGUGUCUGUGUGUGUGUAUAAAUUUAAAAAAAAAUAGAUCAAUGUGUGUGCGCGCUUGCGUGAGUGACGCGAAGACUCUUCCACUACACCACUGCUGUUUGUGUGUCGUUCCUAUUCAUCUAUUGUUGUUGUAAUCUAGGCUGCUGACAGCGGCAACAUCCUUAGGAAUGCCAAGACUUCGUGUGUUUGUUGUGAUGGGCAACCGUUAAUAAGUGUAAUGUUGUUGACUUGGUGUCGUGUGGUGUUUUCUAAGCGUGGUGUAUAUCAACAUUCAUCUAGAUUAUUAUGGAUCCAUACAUUUUUAUGUCUCUUUGAUUAUUUGAUCCUUCUCUUAACAGUAUGUUUCUUGGAUUAUUUUCUGAAUGGUGAAAUAAAAGUGUAGACAUCUGUGACAUAUUUAUUCAUAGACAUGUGCUUGAGUUUUAUAAAACUGUGGUGUCAAUAAGACAGAUAAGGCACUACAGGACAGAGGUCUUUCAUGGAUCCGCGCUUAGUUAGUUAUAGCCUUACUCUUGCACUGUUUGUGACACUGACAUGCGACUCAAAGCUGGGGAGGCCAAUGGACUUCUGGGUACUAUGGAGAGCAAUGCCAUGAUUCACGAGACCUUGCCACAAGGCAGGAUGGGCCGUUUGAAAAAGGAUGUGACUUCUGGGCUCAGUGACAUCGACUCCUUGGGCUCAGCAGAUUCUAACUAUAGUCAGCCAUCUUCAGACAUCUCACUAGAUGAAGAGAAGGAAGCAUUACGGAGAGAGACAGAGAAGCAGGCUCUAUCUCAGUUAGAGAAGGCUAAGACUAAACCUGUAGCCUUUGCUGUUAGAACCAAUGUGUCCUAUGACGGGUCAGCUGAUGAUGACUCCCCUGUCCAUGGUUGUGCUGUAUCUUUUGGCGUUAGGGAUUACUUACACAUUAAAGAAAAAUUCAAUAACGACUGGUGGAUAGGUCGUCUGGUAAAGGAAGGAUGUGAUGUCAGAUUUAUUCCUAGUCCUGCUAAGCUAGAGAAUCUGAAGACCCUGUCAGGAGGAGGGGGGAGACAGGGGAAACUAUACACAAGUAAAACCAACUCAUCUUCCAAUAUAGAUAAUUUGUUGAAUUCUUCAAAGCCAUCUAACUCAAGGGGAUCUACUCCACCUACUCCAGGUAUUGAAGAGACCCAGAAUGGAGUGGAUAGCAAUGUAGGAGAAGACAGUGAUAGCUUAGGAAACUCCAAGUCCAGUAAAGCCAGUAUAACACCUCCAGCUAAAGAGAAGAGAAAACCUUUCUUCAAAAAGUCUGAAAGUGCCCCACCUUAUGAAGUUGUGCCUUCCAUGCGCCCCGUAGUUCUCAUUGGGCCGUCUCUCAAGGGCUAUGAGGUGACAGACAUGAUGCAGAAGGCACUUUUUGACUUCCUGAAACACAGAUUUGAAGGACGAAUUAUAAUAACAAGAGUAACUGCUGACAUCUCAUUGGCCAAGAGGUCAUUGUUGAAUAAUCCAAGUAAACGAGCCAUUAUGGAAAGAACCAACCCCAGGGCCUCAGGUUUAGCUGAGGUCCAAGCUGAGAUUGAAAGAAUCUUUGAGCUAGCAAGAGCGUUGCAACUGGUUGUGUUAGACUGUGACACUAUCAAUCACCCAUCACAGUUGGCCAAAACCUCACUAGCACCAAUAGUUGCUUAUGUGAAAAUAUCUUCACCAAAAGUAUUACAAAGGUUGAUCAAGUCACGGGGGAAAUCUCAAUCUCGUAACAUGAAUGUACAGUUAGUAGCUGCUGAUAAGUUGGCUCAGUGUGCCCCUGAAAUGUUUGAUGUCAUUCUGGAUGAGAACCAGUUAGACGAUGCAUGUGAGCAUUUAGCUGAGUUUUUAGAGGCUUAUUGGAGGGCCACUCAUCCUCCCAACAUGAGUCCACCCUCGCCCCAUGGUCCCCAUAGAAGUCUGCCUGGCUCCUCCAUGCCUUUGGCCAGACACAACACAGCCCCUGCUAGUCACAUGUCACACAGUCGGUCAGGAAGUCUUGACAGAGUCAGCUCCCCUGAUGGUGAGCGCCAGCACCACCACCGAGAACACAGCAGCCACCACCACCACCACGACAGGCAGGGCAGCAGCAGACACCACGAUGACGACUACGACAGCGACCGGCAUGGUGACCACCACCGCUCACAUGACCGAGAUCAUGAUCACAGUCACACUUCCCCGAGAGGCUCAAAGUAUCCUGUGAGGCAAGGAAGUAUAGACAUUUAGCGUCAGCUUGUUUGCGUAGGGGCACUGGCUGGCUGAAAUCUGAACAUUUGCAUUUUUUUUUUAUUAUUAAAUCAUAUUAUUCCAUUUAUGUGAAUUGUUUAUUUUGCACCUUACUUGACACUUGAAUUGAUGCACACAAACCAGAGGUCAUCAGUGCACUACAGAACAAAGAGAACUUACUAUGCUUGUUUAUUUUUUUGUUGUUUUUUUUUCAACAUUGUUCAACUGUAAAUGCAAAUUUUAAAGGAAUUCAUGUCAAUGAGAAUUGUGGAUUUAUCUUUUUUUCCGGAGGAUAGUAUUCAUUGUGAAUGUAUGACCUGUGAUCUUUUCUAAGCAUAAACUAAAUGCAGACGUGAAUGGGGAUGUAGCUGUGUCAGAAUUGACAAAAAAAAAAAACUGAAGUUCUGCUGGAAUCCCUGGAUUAAUAUUUUUUCUUUCACCAGCCGAUAUGUAUAGUUGGAAUGGAAUCUUGAUAUAUUUUUUUUCUUCAAAUUCUGCAGCCAUAUACGUUAUCUUUUUACAUGUCCUAAUUGUAUACCUUUUACUUUUCUUUGUUUUAACCACCUGUUUACAUCAUUUGAAAUGCAUGGGGGUAUGGGGCUUGAUAGAGCGUGUGAUAUGUGACAUUUAUAAAGUUGAUAUCUCUUAUAGCUUCAAUUUGUUACAUUUUUCUAUGUGCAAUAUUCAUAGGUUUGGAAGGAUAUAUCUGUAUGGACUUUACACUAGCAGAUUUUAUUUUUUUUUAAAUCCAACAGAUCAUUAUAAGUUUCCAACCUAGCUAUACAUAAAUAUUUAUAUAUUUAUACAUUUAUAAUUAUUUAUUUAUUUAUUUCCAUAUUAAUAUUUAUCACAAUUGUAACUUUAAAACUAGUAUUCCUCUCGAUAAAAUGUUAUUAACAAUAUUAAUUCUUACUCAAUGUAUUUCGAUUGAAGAGCUACAGAUUGAAUAUUAAAUUUGGACAAAAGUAAAGAGAUAAAAAGAAAUUUUGCUUGUUAUGAACAAAAUCAUUCUGAUCUUUAGUGCCAAAACCAAAAUUCAAGCUACAUUCGAUGUUAAAUGACAAAACCCAUUCAAACAGCUACUGUUUGUAAAAACAAUCUAAAAUUAUUGUUAUUGUUUGAUCUAUGUCAUUAAUUUAUAACUACACUCAGCUAGUUCAUUGAAGAAAGACAUUUAUUUUCUUGUAUACUUUUGUAAAGAUUUCUUGCAGUUUAUCUCUACGUUUUUGAUAUGCUCUAAAUACUUCAUCGCAAUCUUCACAAAUGUGAUGUGUGAGACUAAUUUUUUAGUUGUCCUGCAUGCAGUGUGUGACCUUUUUGUGUAGGUUUAUAUGGGCUUAGUAAAUUGUCAGUUUAGGUAUCAGUUUUAAUGCAGUUCAUGUUAUGCUGGUUUCAAUGAUUGCUUUUUUUUUUUUUUUUUUUGUUUUUUUUUUUUUACUUUGGCUAUGGGUAUUAAAGAUUAAGAAAUAAGUCAUGUUGAUUUUAGUAACCUAUUAUAUUGGAUCAUUCAGGCAUUAGUGAUAGAUCAUCUGUGAAUUUUGGUAAUAUUGGCUUACAUAUAAUGAUAUUGUUUUCACAAACAGGUCUUAUCACUUAAUUAGCAAAUUGAAAAGGCUUUAAGUAUUUUCACAUUAUUGUCAGUGACGGGGAAGGGGGGGGGGUCAUGAGUAGUUAUCUUUUUACUAGAUAAGCACAUUGAAGUAUUUUCGCAUUAUUGUCAUUGUCAGUGACUCAUGAGAUACAUUUGCUUUGAUUUCUGACCCAUUAGAAUGUGUUCUUGUUUGUAUUUUUUAGUUAACUCAUUUGAUCUUUAUUUUUUGGCCUUACAAUGUGUGAUACAAACAUUCACUACAAGGUAAAUCAACAUUUUCUUUAGAACAGUGAGAAGAUCUAGGUUAAUGAUCUGUAAUUGUGUUUCAUUUUUUAUCAUUUGAAUUUUUUUGGUGGCUGCCUGGUCAUGCAGUAUGCGCUCUGGAUUGUCGUUCGGUCAUCUAGAUGGUCCGCAUUUCCCAUUGUCCUGCAUGAGGUUUGGACUAGGAAUUUUUUUUAAGAAGAAAACAAAAGAUUUGUUUUUGAAUAUUGUUAAAAAGGAGGGAAAGGAGUACUUGGUAUACAGUGUACUUGAGAGGGGAAAAAAAGUUGAGAAAACUGAACUAAUUGAUAGUUCUAGUGGCUUUUUUGCAUGUGAGAAAGAAAAGCUGAUUUUUUUAUUUUUUUUUUUGAGUGCUGAAAUUUGCUGAUAAGUAAUGCGGGUAUCACUUACCUGAUGUUUUUUUUACAUCAGGUCAUAAGCUUUGAGUGUUGUUGUAUGUCCCUAUUUGGUUACAGAUCAGACUAAUAAGCCCCUUUUUUAGUAUUUUGAUUGCAGAAAGGUCUGGAUUUUGUUGGUUUUAUUGCAGUUGAGAUUAGGCUUGCUUGUUUUCUAUCUUCUUUUUGUUGGUUUACUUUAUUUCAUCAUGUUUCCCCUCUGCAUAGAGACUUUAUCUCACCAUAUUUAUACAUUUUUUUUGUAUCAAUCAGUAUGUUUAAUGUAUAGUUCAAAACAUGUUUGGAUUUGGUAUUCAGUUUUGUUACCUAGAGUUAAAAAAAAUAUUUUUAAAAUUUUAUUAUCUUUUUGGGAAUUUGGUAGUCCGUCUACCUCAGCCUGUGUUUGGCAUCAGUUGCAUUAAAGGUAUUUGUUUCUGUUUCCAAUGUUAAGGAAUUUCAGCACUAAAUUACAGAAUGAUCCUGAGUCUACCCAGCACUAAAUUGUAGAAUGAUACUGGGUCUACCCAGCUCUAAACUCUGGAACUAAAUAUAUUGGCAGCAGUAUAUACAGUUUAUCACUAAGCUGACAAGGAUCACCUUUGCAAACAAAUGUAUACACACAAAAAUGAGCUUUUCUUCCCUUUAAGUCUCAAAAAAGAGGUGCAGAUAAUAGAGAGGAAGUGGAGAUGGAUCGGUCACUCCUAGAAAAGAUACCAACAUCAGAGCUAGACAGGCCUUAGAAUGGAACCCCCAUGGCACACCACUGUAAAGUAAGACCUAAAAGAAUGCGAAGCUGUGUACUGGAUAAAGCCGAGAGGACAGGAAAGUGCUGGGAAGUCAAAAAAAAAAAAAAAUAGCAAGAGGCAGUGGAAAGUGACAUGUUUUUACUGAGGCCCUGUGUUCCAUGAGGAAUGCAAAGGAAAGAUGAUGAUGAAGUCUCCAAAAAGAAGUUUGACAUCCAGAAAUGAGAACAUGUAAAUCAUUAGAGAGAAGAUACAUCAUAUUUAACUCUAAAUACUUUAUUGAGGACAUACAACAGAAUUGACUUUUGUAAUAAAGAGAGAGAGCAAUAUUAAUAAAGAUUAAAUGAUUCCCACAAAAAAUGUCCUAGUUUCUUAGAGCAUCAAGUUCUAUCUGCCUUUAUAAUCCUCAGUUGGAACUGAAUAGACUUCACCAGGAUUUAGCUUUGAUUUUUUUUUCUGGAACAUUGUUAGCACUGCGUGUGCACACCUAUAGACAUUUUUCUUUUCUUUUUGAAAUAUAGCAUGUGUGUGUAAUUGACUCAUCAUUCUUCAUCACAGAAGAUGUAAUACCUCUAUAGGUAUUGCAGAGAAAAGAUUGUAUGCAAACAAUUAUUGUUCAUAUUUUUGUAAAUGACCCCCCAAGAAAAAAAUAGUGUAAAUAGUGCUGGUUUGACUGUAUAUGUUUGUGUGUGUGUGUACAUAUUUUUAAACAAUCACAAGGAUUGCAUAUGUUGUUUUUUUUGUUUCCUUCUGCACUGUAAUUUGAUUGUUGAAUGUCUAACUUAUUUCUCAUACUUCCUCCUCCAAGAACUACAAUUGUAAAGGGAUACAGCUUAUUGUGUGACCACCACUGCAUGGCCUUGAGUAAUCAAUCAUUUACCUUGUUACAGCUUCAAGUUUUGUUGCAUUCUUCUCAUAAAAGUGCAACUAUUUGCAGUUAACUACAAUUAAAACAAUCAAAGAUACUGUAAUGUUACAUUUUAAAAAAUGUUAUCAGUUACAAACAUUUUAUAGUAGUGUCUUUUCCAUCUAAAAAAACUGUAGAUGAAUGUUUACAGAAAAAAAAAAUGUAACCAAAUACAAUUAACUUGUCUUAUUCAUGGUAAACGCAUGGCUGAAACUAAUCUGAAAAUACUUUAAUUUUUUUAUCUUUUAAUACAAAGUACAAAAGUAACUUAGAAAAAAAAAUUAUGGUUUACAAAUAUCCUUACACUUCUUCAUUUUAAUUAGAGAUUUCAAUUCAAUUCAUUAGUUUUCCUAGCUGGUUCUGUUAUUUCUCUUUGUAAAGCUGUUAUGGACUCCCAUAUUGAUGAAAUAAUAGACAAGCAAGGCAUAAUGGUUUAUUAAAUAACAUUUUACACAUUUAUAAAAACUUUAUAUGACAUGUAUUAUUAUUUUGGGCAUAACAUUGAGAAAAUAAAGCAGUGAAAUUUUUUUUUAUUUUUCACAGUCAAUUUGGUCACUCAUUGUGGUGCACUCCAAUGUUUGAUGAGAAAAUAGAUAAAAACAUACAACUUAAAAAUCCAAUCUAAAACACCUUAAAAGUCACAUGGGUAAAAAAAAAAUUAUAUUCCAUAAAGCUGGACAAAAGAUAUAAAAGCACAUUAUUUUCAACUGCCAUUAUAGCAAGAAUGUUACCCUAAUUCGGGUAAUAUAACCUUAAUUAAGAAGAAUUCAAAUCUCAAAUUAGCAUAUAACUGAAAUAGAGCAUUUAAAAACAAUUGAUAUGCAUUGAAUGUAAUAAUGUUCCUUUUUAAUUGCAAUGACUUCUAAGACCGGAGAAAGUUGUUUCUCAUAUUACAUGCUUUUGAAGAUGUUAGAUUUCAAGAAAUCACCUUGAAUCAGAUGAUGAAACAACUAAUAAGUACUUAGAUCAAAUAGAUCAGGAGCUAUGAAAUAAAUAUUUUUAAAAAACUAGAAUGAAAUCAUAUUUUCUUUUAUAGCUUUAUUUCUUGACUUAUUUCUAGGACUGUAUUGCCACGAAACAAAAACUCUUUUAGUUGCAAUCAUUCUUAUUGCACUCAGCACAUUUUGCUAUUUCUGUUUCUUCUCCUUGACUAUUUAAACAAAAGUUUUUGUUCAAGUUUUACUAGAUUGUUAUAUCCUGUGCUAAUCUGGAUGUAUAUAGUUAAAGGCCAGAUUUUAGGCUUACUUUUCUGAUAUGUCUAACCGGCUAUUGUACAUUUUUAGGGGGUCAUAAAAUUUGGCUGACUAACACUGAUAACAUUAAUUACCUUCCCCAGUUAAAUGUUGUUUCCAUGUCAAGCGCAUUUAAUGGCCGAAAGAAUGAUACUGUAAGCCCACAUCAUCAAGCUACUGUCUGAUUUCUAUAAGUUGCAUAUAAAUGUUUUCCUAUUUGAUAAAAGACUAUUCGGAAGCCACGAUUCAUUGUAAAAAUAAUAAAAGCACAGACUUGUAUGGCUGUGUGCAGUGGCAUAUCUAGGGUGGGAAGAGGGGGGAACCAAAUUGGGAAAAGCCCCCAGUGUUUGGGGGGGGGGGGGGCAAAUGAGUGUCCAAAAUGUAUUUUUAGAUUAAAUAUUAUGCCGUUAUCUCCACAUGUCAUGAUGUCGAAUGUCAAAAUGCAGGGGGCCCUAAAGAGGUCAAGCCCCACCUGGCCCCCCCCCCCCCCCUAUGUAUGCCACUUGGUUGUGUGUGAUGGAGAUUGUUCAAGUUAUCAUUGCUUCCAUGUUGUAGAAGUAAGUAAAGAACAUUGUCAAUGACUACAGUAUUUGGAAGGAAAGCAUGCUGAGAGCUGAUGUCAAAUGUCUAGGAAUUACUUUAGGUGGCGUUUCUCAUUGUUUUUUUUCACACUAAAGUCUGUAAUUGGGACAUGUUAAUAUAACUAAUUAUAUGUAAAUGUAUACAUAUUAAAUAUUUAUAGCCACAUGCAUGUUCAUUUAUAUGUAGUGGUAUUAAUAUUUAAUAUAUAUACAUAUAUUAUAUAAUCCAAGUAUGCCAGUAUACAUUUACAUACGUAUAUAUGGAUGUCAAGAAAGAUGAGGUGAUUUUUUUUCCAAUCAGUUUAUAAAGCCUUUCGUCCCAUGUCUCAAUUUAUUUUACUUGGCACUUGCCAGUUUGUCAUUUAACAUGUAUAGUGUUUUGAUUUUUUUUUUUAUUAAAUAUCCCUCAGCUGUGAUAUUUAUAAAUAAGAUUACCCUCCACCUCUAAGUUUUUUUGUUUGUUUGUUUGUUUUUUUAUGUAUGUCCACCAUUUCAUACAGACUGUUUUACUAACCUUAUGUGUGUUUCAUUUUCACGUCUGCUCACUAUUUGUCAAUGGACAACAUUUGUGUUCCAUUAUUUGUGAAUGUUUGUUUUUUUUUGGAGUGCAGGGCAAUAAUCAGAAGUGUGAGUAUCUAUUAAAGUUGGCAAAUAAACAAUUUUAUAUUAAUGAAAACAGAAAUAGUCAGUUGAAAUAAAAACAUUAUUAGACUUUUAGAUCUAGUAAUUUUUUUUUUCAAUUAUAAGAUGUUACUACAGAGAGAUGUUCACCCAAUGGACCUUUCAGAGUUACUACUGGCAUUACGUUAGUGGCUGUUCAAUCUGACUAUUAUAUUCUCAUUACUAUAUAAAUGAACUAUUAUUGAUAGCGAGCUUUAUUGGGCUUUAAAAGUGGAUGGACUUUUUUUUUUUUUUUCAAUAGAAACUUUGUUGUUUGUCUAUCUGCUGUGACCUCCAAUUGUAAGGCUGAUAUUAUCAUUUUGAAAUAAUACAAUAUUAUUUGUGUCACAUUGCCCUUUUUAUGCUAUUCAAAAGUUUUUGCAAUUACUUAAGCUAAUAUAAUUCAAUUAUUAUUAUUACCACUUACUAAAACAAACCCUUGAAUCACUUUACUACUAUUCUAUGGAUAUCUUUUUUUCCUUUUUAACACUUGAUAUUUUUUUUUACUAUCAUCAUAAUCAUUUUUUUUUUUUUAUUGCUGUUAAAGUUAUUAUUUAAAAAAAAAAAAGGACUAAUUUAAAGAAUGCCAGAAUUUGCAUGGUUUUCUCAAGUACCUUCAUAUAUUAUAGUGUAGGGGGUACUUUCUAUUGUACAUUGCUUUUUUUUUUUUAUAUUCAAAGUAUUUUUAGCUGGCAUCUUUUCAGACAUCCACUGAGGAAACAUCUCCUCCCCCACCCCACCCCCAACACACACACACAAGAUUAAAAUUAUUGUAUAAAGUAUUUGUAGAGGAUAGCUGUAUUUUCUAUCCUGUAUUUAUUGAUGAUAGUCCAGCACUAGAUAUGGAAACUUGUAUACCUCAUGUGUAUACUGACAUGUAAAGAUAGUUAUUAACGUCUGUAUUCCUCUAUUGAUCUAAUCUAUUAACACUGUAGUUAUAAGGAAGUAAUUCAUUGUUUACAGUUUCGUCUUUAAAAAGGGGACUAUCAACUCUAUAGUUAUCCAAAUGUGUACUAUUAUUAAGUAAAGUUCACAAGUAUUCUUUGUUUUGGCUGUAGCAAAGAAACUGAACUGAUGCCUGCUAGAUUCCCCUUGGUUCACUCCCCUUGUCAUGUUGUUGGUUUGUAAAUAAUAAAAACAUUUUUAUCUCCUGAGUACAGAA